AUGGCCGGAAAGUCGAUUUUCCUGCGACGGCUCAUCGAUAAGGAUUCUCGUUCGCUGUCCCGCCGCCCCGAGCCCUUGCUUCUUCCUCGAGUACGUCCCAUCGCACGCACGCAGACGAUCCCGCUCACCUUCCCAGCCAGCCACCCGCACCCGAAUGUCCGCCCCCGAGCUCUUCGUCCGCCCCGCAGGCCCCGCGGACCAGCCGGCGUGAACCGGAUCUGCCUCCUCACCGGGGACGCCGGCCAGUCCGCCGAGGGCCUGCACACCUUCGGGGAGCUCAUCGGCCUCGUCUACGCCGACCCCUACCUCCACGACCUCCCCGGCUGCUUCGCCUUCGUCCUCGUCGACCCUGCCGCGACGCCCGAUCCUUCCCUCCCCCCCUCCCCCUCCUCCCCCCGCCGCGCGCGCGACCUGGUUCCCGCCCCUCCUCGAGCGCUAUCCCCCGCGGGCCCCACCGCGCUCCCCGCCGACGCGCGCUACAUCGCCCAGCUCGCCGACCUGCCCGCCGCGGACCCCGCCGCGGUCGCGUUCUCGCCCGCGCACAUGCACCACCUCCGCGCGCGGCACGGGCUCGAGCGCCUCUGGCUCGGCUACGACGCCCGGAACGACGGCGCCGCGCGGUUCUACGCCCGCCUCGGGUACAAGCACAUCCCCGACGCGCCGGAGUGGGUCGUCGGGCUCGAGUUCGCGGACCUGUCGAAGGGCGCGGCGUAG
Messenger RNA from Epithele typhae, 714 nucleotides. RefSeq lists its product as uncharacterized. The record is from RefSeq and is a predicted model, not a curated record. The transcript is spliced from 3 exons. The coding region runs from base 1 to 714 and encodes 237 amino acids. NCBI's taxonomy places the organism in Eukaryota, Fungi, Basidiomycota, Agaricomycetes, Polyporales, Epitheliaceae.